Molecule: messenger RNA, 994 nt
Organism: Terrapene triunguis (Three-toed box turtle)
Lineage: Eukaryota; Metazoa; Chordata; Testudines; Emydidae
Product: tripartite motif-containing protein 54-like
Exons: 4
Coding region: 20-550 (176 amino acids)
Source: RefSeq, a predicted model, not a curated record
CCCCUGAGCCCCUCCAGUGAUGUGCGUGCGGCUCCCCCUGCAGGAGAACAGUCGGCGGCAGAAGCAGCACCUGAGCCAGCGUUUCGACUCCCUCUACAGCACCCUGGAGGAGCGGAAGAAGGAGCUGGUGCAGCGCGUCAGCCGGGAGCAGGAGGAGCGGGUCAGCCACGUGCGCUCCCUCAUCCGCCAGUACGGGGAGCACCUGGAGAUCUCCGCCAAGCUGGUGGAGUCGGCCAUCCAGGCCAUGGAGGAGCCCCAGAUGGCCGCGUACCUGCAGCAAUCCAAGGAGCUGCUUAAAAAGAUCACGGACACGUCGAAGGUGUCAAUGAGUAGCCGCCCGGAGCCCGGCUACGAGAAGAUGGACCACUUCUCUGUCAAUGUGGACAACCUGGCCGAGAUGCUGAGAACCAUCGAAUUCCAGACAGACUCGCUGGGUGAGGACGACAUGGACGGGUUUGCGGGCGGGGAUGGAGGAGACGCUGGAGCCAACGAGGACAGGCCGGAGGGGCCAGAGGCGCUAGAGGGGGCCGAAGGUGAGUGCCUGGAGUGAGGGACAGUCACCCCGGGCCACACAAGGGUAACAGCCUCCUCCUGCUGUACAGAGCCCCCCAGAACCCCCAGCUAGCAGGGCCCGUGACCAUGUGCUUUGCCCCCGUACGACCCGGGCCAGAGACCUGCCCCAGAGCAGAGCUGGCUGCACUGAGCUGUCAGUGCCGGAGAAGCACCCGGCCCCGGGGGAUUGUCCACUGGCUAAUUACCUCCCCGUUAAACACCGACCCCCAUUGCCAGUGGGGAUCUGUACCGCUUUGGCUUCGCCCUUCCUCCACCUGCCCGCACAGCCCCUUGGGCGACGCUUGUUCCCGCGGAGGUACUGCCAGAGCAGGGCUUCUCUGCCCGGGGGUCGGGACCCAGACUGUGUCGAAGGGUCGUGUGGCAGCUCCUGUCCCACGGGGCUGGCUGGGCUCCCUCUUGGUCCCUGCCAGGGGCUACGGAU